Vigna umbellata (rice bean) is the source of this 937-nucleotide messenger RNA. RefSeq names its product ubiquitin-conjugating enzyme E2 variant 1D. NCBI's taxonomy places the organism in Eukaryota, Viridiplantae, Streptophyta, Magnoliopsida, Fabales, Fabaceae. The record is from RefSeq and is a predicted model, not a curated record.
AAAAUCUUACAUCGUUCUUUCUUUCCACAAAAUCCCUCGUUUCCUUCUUUAUUCCCAUUUCCCACCCUUUCAUCAUUCAUCAUCGCCUCCACCACGCACCCACCCAGAUUCUCCUUCCUCUCCGCGUUCCUCUUCCGUCUCCAAAUUUCGAUUCUUUCGAUCAGAUCUGCAAACCCCAUCUCGCCAAAACCCUCUGCCACCCAUCCAUGACGCUUGGCUCAGGAGGAUCCAGUGUCGUGGUUCCAAGGAACUUCAGAUUGCUGGAGGAGCUUGAACGAGGAGAAAAAGGUAUUGGAGAUGGCACAGUUAGCUAUGGAAUGGAUGAUGGUGAUGACAUUUACAUGCGCUCUUGGACUGGCACCAUUAUUGGCCCCCAUAAUACUGUACAUGAAGGAAGAAUCUAUCAACUGAAGCUGUUUUGUGAUAAAGACUACCCAGAAAAGCCCCCAAGUGUUCGAUUUCAUUCACGGAUCAACAUGACUUGUGUUAAUCAUGAAAAUGGAGUGGUUGAACCAAAGAAGUUUGGUCUUCUUGCAAAUUGGCAAAGAGAGUACACCAUGGAGGACAUACUGACCCAGCUGAAGAAGGAAAUGGCAGCUCCUCAUAACCGGAAGCUUGUCCAGCCCCCAGAAGGUACCUACUUUUAGCAUUGAAGAGCAUUGAAGACGGUAUAGAUGUCAGCUUGUAUUGCAUAUUCUGUAUGCAAUAUAUAGUGUGUAAUGAAUGCUUUGUGGAUCCUUCCUUCCGAAUUCAAGAACAUAUAAUAGGGGAAUGCCCCAAAAGAUAUUUCCAUAUCCAUGGCUUCAGAGUUGUUUUGUUGUCUUUCUCAACUGUUCUGAAGGGGGACUGUUUGAUUAAAAUAUUAUGUGUGUCAUAUUUCUAAAGCAACUCUUUAAGUAGUAUUUUCCCUUUAAUCACAAAGGUGCUUUCAAAUUUA